This is a messenger RNA of Cordyceps fumosorosea ARSEF 2679, 516 nucleotides long. RefSeq lists its product as hypothetical. The coding region runs from base 1 to 516 and encodes 171 amino acids. Lineage: Eukaryota; Fungi; Ascomycota; Sordariomycetes; Hypocreales; Cordycipitaceae. The transcript has a single exon. The record is from RefSeq and is a predicted model, not a curated record.
AUGGACGCUAUCGAUCCCUUCGUCGUUCUUACGAAGACUUCCAAGCGCCCCGCCAGAAACAGCGAGCCAUGGACGUGGCACGACUUUGUCGACCACGACCUCUUGCGCGGCGUGCUGGGCGGCUUCGAGGCCAUCGGACGCCACCACUCCCGCUUUUACCUCGUCGCGGAUGAGAUGCGCCGUCCCCUCUACGAGGACCUGGCGCAGGAGCCGGUGGAGUGGUGCGGCGAGCCCAUGGCACUCGGCAUCCGCUUCGUCCAGUGGCGGCUGAUGGAGCGCGUCUGCGCCUUCUUCAACCUCGGCCUCCCCGGGGCCGCGCGGCCGCCGAGCGGACGGCGACCGCCGGACCUCGCCUACACGACGCGCUUCAUCGAGCUCGCCGCUCGACGGACGGGGGCGGAACCGCGCGCUGGAGAUGAAGAUCCAUCAGAAGCUGGGGGAGGGGGGCGCCAAGAAGCCGGAGGACGCCAAGUUCAAGGGAAAGAGAACAAUGGAAGACGCCGGCAUGGACGCUGA